Messenger RNA from Psammomys obesus (fat sand rat), 1364 nucleotides. RefSeq names its product 2'-5'-oligoadenylate synthase 1A-like. The record is from RefSeq and is a predicted model, not a curated record. The transcript is spliced from 7 exons. Bases 33 to 1364 code for a protein of 443 amino acids. NCBI's taxonomy places the organism in Eukaryota, Metazoa, Chordata, Mammalia, Rodentia, Muridae. Gene Ontology annotation, biological process: defense response to virus; negative regulation of viral genome replication; regulation of ribonuclease activity. Gene Ontology annotation, molecular function: double-stranded RNA binding; 2'-5'-oligoadenylate synthetase activity. Gene Ontology annotation, cellular component: nucleoplasm; membrane; cytosol.
UGCUGCAGUCGGUAAACACUCCUGGCCCAGGAAUGGAUCUCAGCAGAACCCCAGCCUGGGAGCUGGACAAGUUCAUAGAGGAUCAUCUCCUUCCUAACACCAGGUUCCGUACCGAGGUCAGAGAAGCCAUCAACAUCAUAUGUGCCUUCCUGAAGGAGAGAUGCUUCCAAGGCGCUGCUCACCGUGUGAGGGUCUCCAAGGUGGUGAAGGGUGGCUCCUCGGGCAAAGGCACCGCGCUCAGGGGCAGAUCGGAUGCAGACCUAGUGGUGUUCCUGAACAAUUUCACCAGCUUUGAGGACCAAUUAAGGCAACGGGCAGAGUUCAUUGAGGAAAUUAAGAAACAGCUGAAUAAGUUUCAGUAUGAGAGAGGGGUGAAGUUUGAGGUCCAGAAUCCACGGGGGCCCAACUCCCGGGCUCUGAGCUUCAAGCUGAGCUCCCCCCAGCUCCAGCAGGAGGUGGAGUUUGAUGUGCUGCCGGCCUAUGAUGUCCUGGGUCAAGUCAACUGCAAACCUGACCCCCAAAUCUACGCCAGACUCAUCAGGGAGUGCAAUUCCCUGGGGAAGGAGGGCGAGUUCUCCACCUGCUUCACAGAGCUGCAGCGGAACUUCCUGAAGCAGCGUCCAACCAAGCUGAAGAGUCUCAUUCGCCUGGUCAAGCACUGGUACCAACUGUGUAAGGAGAAGCUGGGGAAGCCGCUGCCCCCACAGUACGCCCUGGAGCUGCUCACAGUCUAUGCCUGGGAACGUGGGAGUCUGUCCACUGACUUCAACACAGCCCGGGGCUUCCGGACAGUCUUAGAACUGGUCACCAAGUACAGGCAGCUUCGAAUCUACUGGACAGUGAAUUAUGAUUUCCAACACCAGGAGGUCGCCAACUACCUGCACAGACAGCUCAGAAGAGCCAGGCCUGUGAUCCUGGACCCAGCUGACCCAACAGGAAACAUUGCUGCUUCAAACCUGGAAGGCUGGAGGCGGCUGGCAGGCGAGGCCGCUGCCUGGCUGAAGUGCCCAUGCUUUAAGAACAGAGAUGGUUCCCCAGUGUGCCCCUGGGAUGUGCCGGUGAGAAUCUGCCUCUCUGCUGUCCCCUUGCACACAGCCUCAUUCUCUUCAUCUGCUUGCAGCAUAGCAUCUCAAAGGCCCCACGUUCCCCAAUUACAGGCAGCUGCCAGAUACUCUGCCAACAAUCUCACAGGACUGGGAAAAAUCAUCUGGGACUUCCGUACCGUGUUCUUAGAACUUUGCCAGACAAUCCUACAGAAAGGACCCAGCAGGAUUGUAGUUCUCUUUUCAGUUGUCAGUGAGAUGCUGAAGCUCUCAGAAAACCUUCGAGAACUUUCAGAUCAGCUUCACAUCCUACAGGACUAA